CUGUAUUGGUGCAUGCAAUUAUUCCUCCCUAGGUGUAAGACCCUACACUUGCUUUUGUUGAACCUUUUUGUUGAAGAGUAGUGACGAGCAUUAGCAUGGGUUCCGUUGUUAAAAUAAGAGAGAGACCAACAUUUUCUCUAGUUGGAAAAAUUAAUUUUUCAUCUUAAGUAGAGCAACAUCUUGGAAAAAUCCUCUAAUGCUUAUAAUUUUACAGAAGAAUUCAGUAUUUUUGUAUUUUUUAAUACUCUUAUCUUUUAAUAUGCAGAGACUGAAUAGUCCUUGAGGUAGUGUAAAGGAAAGUGCAGUGAACGCUUUCAAACGUAAACUUAAAGCUUGGAAUUAACAAAGCCCUUCACUUACCAUAUUCCUUGACUUCACUUUAUCUGUUCUGAGAAAAUCCCACAUCUUCAGUGUAUGAUGGCUAUCAUCAGUCUUUGUUUCAUUGAAGUGAUGAGAAAAAUUACCUGACUACAGGUGAAGUAGAUCCUUAUACUCAGGGAUUAUCUCUUCCUAUUGAUGAACGAAGGUCUGCCAAGGAGAAACUACGUCUUGAAAGAAACAAGGACUACAAUCAGUAUCUCAGGGAUAAAGAAGAAUGGAAUGAAAAGCUAAGGAAAUUAGCAAAGAAAAGCACAGAGCAUCAGAUGGACAGGAAUAAAAAACCUAUUGCUGUUACCAGGCUCCAGCCUGAGUUACAUCCAGAUGUAGAGUCCCGUAGUACAGCUGCAGAACCUCUCAGGAAAGAUGCCUUUACUUCCACAGAAGGUUAUGAAGAGCUGCUAAAUAAGCGACGGCUGGAAGAAGACAGGUACCGUAGGCUAGAUGAUGAAAUUGAAUUAAGAAGUCGACUAUUAAAUAAAAGACUUGAUGAAGAUUUGGAUGUUCCUAGUAGAAGACAUCGGGUAUUUGCAAGCCAAUCUCUAAUUCCUAGUAGAAGGUAUCACAGACUUGAUGAGGAUCGUGAUUUUGAUCGAAGAUACUACAGAACGGACUAUGAUCCUGAGAUAAGUGAAGAAUUAGAUCCUAGAUUUAGAUGUGAAAGUGCUUAUGAGAGAAAACCUCCCCGGCUUUAUUAUUCUGAAAGGCCCGAUCUGGAUGGGAUAGUAAGAGAUCUACCUGCAGAUUAUGAAGAUGAAUUAAAGGAGAGAUCACACGUGCAGCGGAUCUCGCGAACUGGAAAUUUUAGAAAUCAGGCACAGAUUAGUUCUUUAGCUAAUGAACCUGCCAAGUCUGCUCCUGAAAUGACAUAUGCUACAGGCCUCAUUCUUGGUGAUCAAGACCUAGAACUUCUCCAAAGGAAAAAGGAGAAAUACAGGCAAGAAUUAAUUGAACAGAUGGCUGAACAACAGCGAAAUAAGAGGCGGUAAUGGAAAGUUACUUUAUUUUUAAAAGAGAAUGUCUGAAGUUUAAAGGAAUUUCAUUAACUGAAUGUGAUAAUUUUCAAGCUAACUAGGUUAAUUACAUCUAAUUAAGUUGGGGGUAUGAGAACUUUCGUUUUUAAUAAAUUCACCAGGUUUCAGCUUUCUUGGUGGUAGAAGAGUGAGUAAUUACUUUGAAAAGUUGAAAAUGAAUCUUUAUUUUCCUCCAGUUUAGGAGAGUAACCUUUCACUUUCAAGGUUCUUGACCAUAUGACUUAUGCAGAAUAAUAAAAUGCCAAUUUCUUGCUUAUGUAUUAGUAGUUGCUUGCUGAAUAACAGUAGAGAUAUACACAAACACACUAUUAGGCCAAUGAAAGGAUAAUGAAUUAAAAAGUUACUUUUGAGAGCUUCACUGUGAUUGAAAAUUGUACGUAUUGAACAAACCUGGGACUGGAAAUCACAAUAUAUUAUUUAUUAGUAUAGUUCUGAAUAAUUUAUUUGAAUAUGUUUAUCAAAAACUUAUCCUUACUCCAGAAGAAAUGAAAUAGAAGUGUGUUGCAAUGUAAUAACUGUGUUUUCAGAGUUAAGCCAUUUCAGAGUUGUGAUAUUUGUGCUUUGAAAAAAAUGAGUCUAGUUAUUAC
Molecule: messenger RNA, 1999 nt
Organism: Meleagris gallopavo (turkey)
Lineage: Eukaryota; Metazoa; Chordata; Aves; Galliformes; Phasianidae
Source: RefSeq, a predicted model, not a curated record